Talaromyces rugulosus is the source of this 1242-nucleotide messenger RNA. RefSeq lists its product as uncharacterized. The transcript has 3 exons. Bases 1 to 1242 code for a protein of 413 amino acids. The record is from RefSeq and is a predicted model, not a curated record. Lineage: Eukaryota; Fungi; Ascomycota; Eurotiomycetes; Eurotiales; Trichocomaceae.
AUGUCAAAUACGACGUCGAAAUUUCUACCACCAUUUGCUCCUCAGCAAACUGUGCCCACCACCACGGCCAAACUGUCUCUCGAGUAUUUCCCCCCAGAAGUACUUGCCCUCGUCUUGCACCAAAUACCGGAUUUCGAUUCUCUAAAGUCGCUCGUUUUUUCAUCACCAAAAUUCUACUACGUAUACUGUAGAGUGCGACAAGAGGUACUCUCUUCUCUUUUGAAGAGACAAUACGGAGACCUUCUUGACAUCGCAGAUGGAAUAACUGCAGUACGGUCCAAAGGUUUAUGGCUGAACUUUCACGAAGAAGAAGCUAUUGCCUUAUUAGAUGCUUGGCGUCGUAAAGAAGAGAUUCAAGACUACGCCAAAAACGCACCACGACCUAGGUGGAUACAACUUGAACCUACUCAAUGGCACCAAAAAAUCCUACCUCUUGACUUAUCCGACACCGAAAAACCCCGUUUCAUGAGGGGAUUAUGUCGACUGCAAAUCUUCUUUAAUAUUUUUGGAAUUCGUGAACAAUGUUGGUUUGAUAAAAGCCCAGCCUUGGAGGAAGAAAACGACUGGCAUCUUCAUACUGAUUACGAGAAUCAUACCUUAUUUUGGGACAUAAUGUUUCCCUGGGAAUGUGAAGAACUGGGAUGCGUAUGGUCAUAUUUGACAGACAAAUACAAACCUAUCUCGAAAGAAAUUGCUACCGACCUUCGCAAUCUCGUACCUAAUAUUGAAUGCCAUCUUCAUUGGCAAAGUAUGUCCGAGGAAGAACGUCCGAAGCGUAACACUUUCGUCGACGUCGAGUGUUAUGAGGCGGAAUAUGAUGGAUAUUUCGAGAUAUUGAUGUCGGUAGGGCUGGGAUUCCUCUACCGUGUUCUGAAUGCUGAUCGUCUGCUCCGGCGAAAUUUGGUAAUUGCUAAUUCGGCUUUUUAUUCUGAAGACAUAGCCAUUCCCCAAUGGUGCAGUUGUUGGGUUAACAAACGCCCUAGAAUUCCUCUAAACCAGCAUGAUAUACUAGAGUUCGAACAGCUCUGGUCCACACUACCUUCUCACGAGCAGCCUAAUAUUGGUUGGAAAGUGUCGUGGCUAGUGUCCCAUACACCGCGGCGACGAUUGUAUUGGUCAUUCAAAGAAAACCGAGAACGUUGCAAAGACUGGGAUUGGGGAUAUGCUCUAUGGGAUGAAGAGCGACUAGAAGGGUGGGGAGAAGACUGGAAAGCGACUUUGUUUGAACCUUCAGCCGAAUGA